This is a messenger RNA of Melanaphis sacchari, 2184 nucleotides long. RefSeq lists its product as uncharacterized. Gene Ontology annotation, molecular function: protein dimerization activity. The coding region runs from base 1 to 2184 and encodes 727 amino acids. Lineage: Eukaryota; Metazoa; Arthropoda; Insecta; Hemiptera; Aphididae. The transcript has 4 exons. The record is from RefSeq and is a predicted model, not a curated record.
AUGUGUGUUCUUAGCUCACUACAUUUAAAUUCAACUGAAUUUACAGAACCUUGUCUAACAGUUUUGAAUAAAAACAAAGAUGAUUAUCAAACUAGUUUCCCUGGGGAUGAUCCAGCUCUAUGGGUAAUUAAUGAAUCUGUUAGAGAUUAUAUUGCAUUACAUGGAUUUGAACAGAAUUUAAAUAUCAAUUUUUCCAAUACAAAAAAGACAUAUAAAAAAAAAAAUAGUCUAGGAGUAGUAUGUACAUAUAACAGAUAUUUAUCAAGAAAUUUCUUCAAUACAAAAUUAAUAAAUGGAAAAUCUAUACCAAGAAGUUAUAUAUCUUAUUCCAAAAGUACAAAGAGCUUAUUUUGUAUUCCUUGUAGAUUAUAUGGUGGAACAACAAGUUUUUCAACAACUGGCUUUUGUAAUUGGUGGAAAGGGGAAGAAAAAUUGCUACAACAUGAAAAUUCUAAAAGCCAUAAAAAUUGUGUUCUUAAUUUAAAACUAAGAGCAAAUGCAUUGGGUCGUAUUGACAAUCAUAUGGUGAUUCAAUUGGAUACUGAAGUUAAAUACUGGAAAGAUGUUUUAAUUAGAGUAGUCGCAGUAGUAAAAUCGCUGUGUUUGCGAGGAUUGUCUUUCAGAGGAGCUGAAGAUAAAUUUGGAUCUGUACAUGGUGGUAACUUUAUUAUGAGUCUUGAACUCAUUGCUGAGUUUGACCCCUUUUUAGCUAAACAUAUUUCAGACUAUGCUAAUAAGGGUAAAGGUUCUACAUCAUAUCUGUCAUUUGCUACGUUUGAAGAAUUUAUAAAACUUAUGAGUAAAAAAGUAUUCCAAACAAUUAUAAACGAAAUAAAACAAGAAAAGUAUUUUUCUAUUGUAGUCGACUCCACUCCGGAUAUUUCCCAUUGCGAUCAACUUUCUAUAAUAUUUCGGUAUGUAAAAGAAAAUGGGGAACCUGUAGAGAGAUUUUUAAUGUUCUUAACAAAUAUUGGUCAUAAAUCUAAAGAUUUAGCUGAUAAUAUUUUAAAGUUUAUCGAUUCAAAUGGAUUGGAUAUUAAAAACUGUCGCGGACAAUCCUACGAUAAUGCUAUGAACAUGUCUGGAAUAUACUCUGGCCUCCAAGCACAAAUUAAAAAAGCAUGCACGUAUGCAGUUUACGUUCCUUGUUCUGCCCACUCAUUGAAUCUGAUCCAUAUGAAAAAAACACAAACCAAGUGUGAGGCAAGAGGAAUUUUAAAAACAUUAAAUAGUUUAGAAAUUGGAAUUUUAAUAGCAAUUUGGGGAGAUAUAUUGCAACGCUUUAAUAAAGUAAACAAAGAACUUCAAAAAGUUUCAAUUGAUUUAGAAACUGUGAUAUCAAUGUAUAACUCUCUUAUCCAAUAUAUCAAUGAUCUAAGAGAUAGUUUCGAUCACUAUGAACAAAUUGGGAAAACAAAAUGUGGAAUCAAUGAAUAUAAAACUAAGAGACAAAAUAAAAAACUCAAAAUUGGAGAAGUUGAUUUAAAUUCUAAAGAAUCAUUUAAAAUUAACACUUAUAUUGUAAUCAUGGACUCCUUACUUACUGAGUUGAGAAAAAGAAAAAUAGCAUAUGACCUGGUAAAUGAAAAUUUUUCAUUCUUCUUUAAUAUAACCAAAUUAAGCAUUAGUGAAGUUAGAGAAAAAGCUGAACGGUUAAGAAAACACUAUUCAACGGAUCUGGAUUUAUCAUUUUCAAACGAAUGUAUACAUUUUCGUAGCUAUUUACUUACCUUACCUAAGGAACAAUUACCUAAAUCAAUUAUAGAUAUGUGUGUAAUACUUAAAAAUGAAGGACUUGAAGACAUAUACCCAUACGUAAAUAUUGCUCUAAGAAUGUAUCUAUGUUGCCCUGUGUCUAACUGCUCUUCAGAGCGAUCGUUUAGUGCACUUAAACGCAUUAAAAGUUAUUUGCGGUCGAGGAUGACUGAUGAACGACUAAACAAUAUCGCCAUAUUAAAUAUCGAAUCAGAUAUUACAAAAGGUUUAGACUAUGAUGAUAUAAUCAAUGAACAAUUUAUUAGCUUAUUAGGUAAUCCUGUGGCUUCUGCAGGUACAGAAAAAUCUUUUCCUAAAUUGAAAAACACUAAAAAUUAUCUUAGUAGUAAUAGUACCAUUUCUAAAGACCGACUUUUUGAAUUAACGACGCUCUCAAUCGAAAAUGAAUCAGUAGAAACAUUAGAUUAG